AUGGCUUCUAAAGAAGCCGACGCGCGGCUCGCGUACAUGACGAAGCGCGAGUCAGAGAUCCGCCUCCCGCGUGCGACUCGCGUUAAGAACAAAACUCCCGCGCCGGUCCAGAUCACCGCGGAGCAGAUUCUCCGCGAGGCUCGCGAGCGGCAGGAGGUAGAAACAGCGGCGCCGAAGCAGAAAAUCACCGACGCGCAGGAACUCGGGGAGUACCGGUUAAGGAAGCGCAAGGAGUUUGAAGAUUUGAUUCGGCGGGUUAGGUGGAACACGAGCGUAUGGGUCAAGUACGCCACGUGGGAGAUGAGCCAAAAGGACUUCGCGCGCGCGCGAUCCGUGUGGGAGCGCGCGCUGGAGGUGGACUAUAGAAACGUGUCCAUAUGGCUCAAGUACGCGGACAUGGAGAUGCGCAACCGCUUUGUCAACCAUGCGCGGAACGUGUGGGACCGAGCAGUGUCGCUGCUGCCUCGCAUCGACCAGCUCUGGUACAAGUACAUUCACAUGGAGGAGAUGCUGGGGAACGUGGCAGGGGCGCGGCAGGUGCUGGAGAGGUGGAUGAAAUGGGAACCCGACCACCACGGCUGGUCCGCCUACAUAAAAUUCGAGCUUCGAUACGGCGAGAUCGCACGCGCUCGGGCCGUGUUUGAACGCUACACCAUGUGCAUUCCCACGGUCAAAGCGUGGAUCCGUUUCGCGAAAUUUGAGGUGAAGCAGGGGGAAAUUUCGCGCGCCCGGGAGGUCUACGAGCGGGCAGUUGAAAUUCUCGGCGAGGACGGGCAGAACGAGGAACUUUUCGUCGCGUUUGCCGAGUUUGAGGAGCGGAUAUGCAAAGAGACCGAGCGGGCAAGGGCGAUUUACAAGUAUGCCCUCGACCACGUUCCGAAAGCCCAGGCCGAAUCCCUGUACAAAAAAUUCGUGGUUUUCGAGAAGCAGCAUGGGGACCGGGCAGGGAUAGAAGAUGUGGUGGUGGGGAAGAGGAGGUUUGAGUAUGAGGAGGAGGUGAAGAGAAAUCCGCGGAACUACGACGCGUGGUUUGACUAUGUACGGCUGGAGGAGAGCGUGGGGGAGGCGGAGCGGGUGCGGGAGGUGUAUGAACGGGCCAUUGCGAAUGUCCCUCCGGCUGACGAAAAGCGCUUUUGGCAACGAUACAUCUACCUCUGGAUCAACUAUGCGUUAUACGAGGAGCUUGAAGCGGGGGACAUGGAGAGGACGCGGGAGGUGUACCGGGAGUGCCUGAAGCUCAUUCCACAUGGCAAGUUCUCAUUCGCCAAGAUCUGGCUGCUCGCCGCCCAGUUUGAGAUCCGCCAGAAGCGCCUCUCCGCCGCCCGGCAGAUCCUGGGCCAUGCGAUUGGAGUGGCUCCCAAGGAUAAGAUCUUCAAAGCGUACAUUGAGAUGGAAUUGCAGCUGGGCAACAUCGACCGCUGCCGAAUGCUGUACGAGAAGUACCUCCAAUGGCAGCCCGCCAGCUGUCCCGCGUGGGCCAAGUUCGCUGAGCUGGAGCGCAGCCUGGGGGAGACGGAGCGGGCACGGGCGGUGUACGAGUUAGCCAUCGGGCAGCCUCUGCUGGACACGCCUGAGCUGCUGUGGAAGGCGUACAUAGACUUUGAGAUAGCGGAGGGGGAGAGCGAUCGCACAAGGCAACUGUACGAGCGAUUGCUGGAGAGGACCAAGCACGUUAAGGUGUGGAUGAGCUACGGGCAGUUUGAAGCACAGGUGGCAGUGGAGGAGGAGAUUAAAGCAGAGGAGGAGGGCAGAGAGGCGGACGAGCUGGUGCUGGCAGAGCAGUCCAAGGACCGGGUCACCAGGGCACGAGAGGUGUAUGAGCGGGCAUUUGAGCACAUGAGGACGAAUGCCGCCGACCAGAAGGAGGAGCGGGUGAUGCUGCUGGAGGCGUGGCGGGAGAUGGAGCGGGCGGCAGGCGUGAACGGCGACCCGGGAUCGGUCGAGAAGAAGAUGCCACGUCGUGUGAAGCGGAAGCGGCCAAUCACGACGGAGGAUGGCACUCCUGCUGGGUUCGAGGAGUAUUACGACUACAUCUUCCCCGAUGAAGUGGCUAACCAACCUAAUCUCAAGAUCCUGGAGGCUGCUUAUAAAUGGAAGAGGCAAAAGCUCACUAUGGGGGAUGAGGAGGAAGGGCAGCAGGAAAGUGGAGUGGAGAGGGAAGGGGGAAGUGGAGGCCUCUACCACCUACCUGAUCUCGUAGCCAUGGCGGGGGGUCUGGACGUGCAUAAGAACAAGUACAUCGAGGAUUGGGGUACGCGGCGCGAGAACCUCGAGAAGAUCUUUCGCUUCAACCGUCGCACGCUCUCGAUCGCGGCGCUCGCAAUCGUUGUCCUCCCCGUCGUCGUGUACCGAGGCACCAUCGCAGAAUUCAGGAAGCAAGAGGAACUGGAAGGCCGACCGCAGCGCAAGUUCAUGUAG
Closterium sp. Naga37s-1 is the source of this 2418-nucleotide messenger RNA. The record is from the annotation of a GenBank genome assembly. Lineage: Eukaryota; Viridiplantae; Streptophyta; Zygnematophyceae; Desmidiales; Closteriaceae.